CAUAAUACAUAGUUUUUUUUUUUUUUUUUUAAUUAUUGGAGAAGUAAAUAAUUUUCAUUCCAUAGUAUAUUCCAUAUAUUUUUAUUAUGCUUAUUGUGUGCUUUCUUUUGCUUUAAAUCUCUAUUACUUGUUAAAAAUAAAAUAACAUCAACAUGGUUAAAAUAAAACCUAUGAACAUUUUAUUUAUAUUCUUGUCCUCGUUAUAUUUCGCUCAUGGUCUGUAUGAAGACCAAGUGGGCAAAUUUGAUUGGAAACAAAGUUUUCUAGGUGAAAUCAAAUUUUCCUCGAUUGACGUAGAUGUAACGUCUAAACGUGUAUAUGUAGCAACUAAACAAAAUGUAGUCGCUUCUUUAGCUAUAGAUACAGGUGAUAUUGUGUGGCGCCAAAUUUUGGAAAAAGGAUCCGAUGGCGAUGUUCAACUCAUUCAUCCGACCAAAUCUAAAAUUGUUACUGUUACCGGUACUAAUGUAAUUAAAGUACGAGGCUGGGAUGUCAAAAAUGGAUACUUAAAUUUUGAAUGGAGCGCUGAAGUUAAUGAUGUAUUAUACUGGUUUGUUUAUAAUGGACUCCUUCACAAAGUUUACACCUCGGACAAUUUAAUUGCUGUGGACACUUACUACUUGGAAACUGGCACCAAAGGAAAAGCUACCUUUACGUUUCCAGCUCACACCUUUACUGGUUAUGAUCGCUGUGUAAUGUCGGCCGCAAGUUUGGCUUGUCUUGAUGUUGUUGGGAAAUUAAAUAUAAUAACUAUGACCAAGGCUUAUAAAGAUCAGAUAAAUGUUGACAUUCAAGGAAACCAAAUCAAAGCGGUACCAGGAAGUCCCAUACCUGCAUUUAUUGUAAAAGAUAAAAAUAUUAAAAAAUUAGUUUAUGUAAAAAACAACAGCGCUCACAUUAAGACCUUGUCAAAAACAGCUUCACCAUUCAUUUACACCUAUAUGGCCGACAGGCACAUUUUGCUACAAGUUUCAUCUCCUGCACAAAACACCGUUGUGACUGAAGGAUCAAUAUUAGAGGAUUCCACUGCCAUUGAAAGCUUAUCAUCAAAGGAAUCAUUCGACUCAUUAAAAAUUAUCGAUCCCAGUGUUUCUUCAGCAUUUUGUGGACGCAGUAAAGCUAACACUGUAAAUUGUGUCGCUCUAGUUACAACUCGUGAUCAAACUUUAAUGCUUUUAAAAAUGCCAGGGUCGAUGAAAUGGCAUAGAGAAGAAUCGUUAAGCGAUAUUAUAAGUGUAGAAAUGAUCGACUUGCCAGUAUCGGAUAUCGAAGCAGCGAUUGAAAAAGAGUUUGGAAACAAAGACUCGUUUUUGGAUCAUGACGUAUCAACCAGUCCGAUCGGUAUGUUUGUUCGACGUCUACACAGUCAGGUACAACAAUUACAAACCCUUUUUGCUACCGUUUUGGGGCUCAUAGAAUCACCGUCUGAAACUACUGGAACCAAAAGCAAUUUAGUUCGAGAUCAAUUUGGCUUACAUAAAAUAAUAGUUGCAGUAACUAGUGCUGGAAAGGUUUUUGGCAUUGAUAAUUUAAAAGGCGAGAUCUUAUGGUCUAUGUUAUUAAGUGGAGUCGGAAAAUUCUACACUAAUCCAGUAAAUGGAUCGCCAACGGUUCCGAUAUAUUUACAGAGAAAUUCCAAACAUUUGUCGUACCCACCGAUGUGUACACUAUUGUUGAAAAAUGAAAACUCCGAAAACACAGUACUACUUACGUUCAACCCGAUAAACGGUGAAUCGCAAGACGUCAUUAAACAACUUCAAUAUCGUGUAGUACAAGCUGUUUCUCUUCAAGUUCUUAACGUUGAAUCCGUCCGUAGUCUUAUUUUAUUCGACAAUAACAAUAUAGCGCAUUUGUAUCCUGAGAACAUUCAACUGUCUUCAAAACCUUCUCCCGUUUACAUUUACGUGGCCAAUCCUACCGACGGUGUGUUGCGAGGAUUUACUGUUGAUGUACCGAUUUCAGGAAAGGACAUAACCACCAAAGAAGUAUGGAAAAUCAACUUCAGCAGUCCAACUCGAGUCAUAGCUAUCGGGUCGAAAGAUGCGAUGGAACAUGUGCACUCUCAAGGCAGAGUCAUGAGCGAUCGUAGUGUACUGUAUAAAUAUAUCAACCCAAACAUGGUCGCUGUUUUGACUCUGACACCGGACACUACACAUAAAAGUGUUUUGACGCUUCAUUUACUGGACACUGUUAGUGGAAUAAUCAUCUACUCUGUAGCCCACAACCGAGCCACCCAUCCAAUACAUUUGAUUCACUCAGAAAACUGGCUGCUGUGCUCGUAUUAUAACGAUAAAAACAGGCGUACUGAAAUUACAUCGUAUGAACUGUACGACGGCAAUCAGAUGUCCAACACUACGGAAUUCUCUUCAGUCGGAGGUAGUCUGAUCCCGCCUAUAGUCGAGAAGCAAGCAUACAUAUUCCCUGGAUUUUUACAAGCCAUGAAACCAACGAUAACCGAAAAAGGAAUUACAAGCAAACACAUAUUGAUGUCUACUACGUCUGGCCAUUUAUUAGAAGUUCCUUGGACGUUUUUGGAUCCUCGCAGACCGUUGGGCGAACCUAAGGAAGAAGGAGCUAUACCAUAUGUUCCCGAACUUCCUACGCCAACCGAAUCUAUGAUCAAUUACAAUAAAAGUCUGAUGCGUGUACAAGGCAUUUACACCACUCCUAGUAGCUUAGAGUCGACUUGUCUUGUUUUCGUUUACGGAUUAGAUCUGUUUUAUACAAGAGUCGCACCUUCCAAAACGUUUGACGUGCUUAAAGAAGAUUUUGAUUAUAUGGUUAUCAUUAUUGUGACCACUGUGCUUUUAGUGAGCGCUUACGUUACGAAAAAUCUCGCUUCACAAAAAGCAUUAAAGCAAGCGUGGAAAUAAUCAGAAAAGCUCAAUAUAAAACGAUUUUGUUUUUGCCAAUCUUCUACAAUUAUUAAUUGUAGUGUUUGUUUUGAAUAUAUUUUCAUACUUAGUAGAACUUUGUAAAUACAACCACCAUACUUUGAUUUUCUUUUGUUAAGCAUUAUUAUAAUUUACCGUAAAUUGUUUAGGCUAAUUAUUUACGGUUGGUAU
This is a messenger RNA of Adelges cooleyi (spruce gall adelgid), 3065 nucleotides long. RefSeq names its product ER membrane protein complex subunit 1 (gene EMC1). Gene Ontology annotation, biological process: protein folding in endoplasmic reticulum. Gene Ontology annotation, cellular component: EMC complex. The record is from RefSeq and is a predicted model, not a curated record. The transcript has 16 exons. Bases 153 to 2873 code for a protein of 906 amino acids. NCBI's taxonomy places the organism in Eukaryota, Metazoa, Arthropoda, Insecta, Hemiptera, Adelgidae.